AUGACUUCGGGCUCUUCGAUACACCCUUCUACUACAGAGCCUCCAGUUCCUAUACUGGUGGUGACAGCCACUACAGGAAACCCGCCACCCGUUGUAACUUACACGCCCGUUCAACUGUCAGACAAAACGACCGUGACAGCAAAAACCACGUCUAACGGCAUUGUGAUAUUUCCAUUGGGGAUGGUUUGGUCUGUUGUAAUACCAAAGAUAGGGGCCCCAACGCUCCCAGCCAUAAUCCCCAAGAUUCCUGACUUGGCUCCGCCGCCGCCAUUGGUGAUACCUAAGAUUAACCCACCCCCGAAGGACAACGGACAUAACGACAACAACAAGGGCGAUACCAAGGGGGGUAGCAAUAAUGACAACGAUAAGGACGAUAAAAAGGGGGACAAUAAGGGGGAUAAUAAGAAUGACGAUAAUAAGGAUAACAAGAAUGAAGAUGAUAAGAAUGAUAAAACGGGCGACGACAAGGGUGGCGGAAGUAAUGAAAAUAACGACAAGCCAACCCAGUCCAAAACAACUACGACCAAGCCAACCAAGACUGAGCCAACUACGAGCCAGACGCAGAGGACUUCUCACACCUCUUCUCACACUUCCUCGAAAACCAGCUCUUCAUCGUCAAGCGAUCAUUGUACUAUUACUGCCCAGAUGUCAUACAACAUAAGGAAGGAUGGCGUCUGGGAGUCUUUUACUACAACCCAAAAGCCAACAGGCCCCACCAACACCUGCGAAGGGACGAUUAAAACUACGACAACCACUGUCUCUCCCACAAAAGCAGUUUUCAUUACGUACAAGGGCCAGAUCGCCAUGGGUGAUGCGAUGCCUACAGGCCAAGUUGAAGUCAGCGAGAAAAUGAAGCAGUGGCUCAAAAACAGACUUCAGAGUCUCUACCCCGGAGCAGGCGAAGCUUCUACAACCUCAACCACCAAAACCGCCGCACCCUCCAAAACUACCUCCAAAGCCACAUCCAAAACAACCUCUAAAGCAACUUCUAAAAAUACCUCCAAGACGGCCUCCAAGACAAGCUCCAAAGCCUCAACCCAUAGAAGCUUCACAACGUCAACGCCGAAACCGCCCACAACAUUCGCGUCCAAAACGACGACCAAAACAUCCAAAUCUUCUUCCAAGACAUCCAAAACCACCGCCAAAGCGAAGCCAACCGAACGGCCAAAGCGAAAGGGUUAUACGUGCGACUUGGAAAAGGUAGACGAUGAAGGCUCAGGCGGCGUACCUAGAAACUACACAUCGGGGGUCUACAUGGCAGCAGCGCGCCAGUUCUGCGGCGGCGGCUAUGGCUGGUCGGUGCGGCCGGGCGAUAGGGGGUCUGGGUCGAAUUAUUUUUGGUUUGAUUCCAAGAACAACGACCCAAACACGCGCCUCCCAGCCUACUGCCUCGGCUCGGCCAAGGGAGUCUACGACCAGUGGCACCCGGCAAGCAAGGAGUACUGCAGCGGCACGGGGGAAGUCAGGGGUGACAGCAAGGUCUGGGUGGAGGUCUCGCCGUCGAAGAGCCAGGCGGGCUGCAGGAAGUUGAAGGAGUAUAAGCUGGACCAGACGGAGUGUGCGGGAAACUUUUUGCAGAUUAUCGUUACGUGCAUGAGCGAUUCGGGAACAUCUGGGCUUUGGAGAGAAAGUAAUGAUAAUGGAUGUUGGGACUGGCAGCUUUGGGGUCGGAAAUUGACCUAG
Molecule: messenger RNA, 1683 nt
Organism: Hypoxylon fragiforme
Lineage: Eukaryota; Fungi; Ascomycota; Sordariomycetes; Xylariales; Hypoxylaceae
Exons: 6
Coding region: 1-1683 (560 amino acids)
Source: RefSeq, a predicted model, not a curated record